GGCGCGCACCGAAGUCCCAACUCAAACUGCCUGACCCGGGUUUCCAGCAGCAGCUCCCGCUCCGGCACGAUCGCCGGCUAGACAAAAAAGAAAAUUUCCCCGUCGCGCCCGCUCACUACGACGGCUCCGGCCGAGCAGACGCCGCCGCCACGAUGCCGACCGCCACCGGCUCCGUCCCAUCCGCGGCGGGAGCGGGAGAGGAGGUUGCCGCCGGGAUGGUGCUUCUUGGAAGGUACGAGCUCGGCGGCCUGCUUGGCCGCGGCGCGUCCGCCAAGGUGUACCUCGCGCGCGAUCUCCUCACCGGCCGCUCCGUCGCCAUCAAGUCGUUCCCCAACCCCCGCGCCGGGGGCUGCGAGGACGGUCGUCGUCCGGUGGCCAUUGAGCGGGAGGCAGCCAUUCUCCCCCGGCUGCGCCACCGCCACGUGGUGCGCCUCCACGAGAUCCUAGCGACGCGCAAGAAGGUCCAUUUCGUUCUUGACCUUGCCUCCGGGGGAGAGCUAUUCUCCCUCGUCGACGCCUCCGGCCGUAUGACGGAGGCCCACGCCCGCCACUACUUCCGGCAGCUCAUUUCCGCCGUCCGGUACUGCCACACCCGUGGCGUCUACCACCGCGACAUCAAGCCGGAGAACCUCCUCCUCGACGAGGCCGGCGACUUAAAAGUCGCGGACUUUGGGCUCGGCGCUGUCGCUGACGGCAACCUCCGCCACACACUCUGCGGCACCCCCGCGUACGUCGCUCCGGAGAUCCUCUCGAGGAAGGGGUACGACCCGGCCAUGGUGGACAUCUGGUCCUGCGGCGUGGUGCUGUUCGUGCUCGCCGCAGGGUACCUCCCCUUCAACGACGCCAGCCUCGCCAACAUGUACCGCAAGAUCUACGCCGGCAAGUUCCGGUGCCCGAGCUGGUUCUCGCCGGCGCUCCGCGACCUGAUGCGCCGCAUCCUAAACCCCAACCCGGACACCCGCAUUAACACGGACAGCAUCCUGAGCCAUCCAUGGUUCUGCGACGGCGCCAGCGACGACGAGCUGGCCCGCUUCAUGCGUGGCCACGAGGAGGAGGCCCGGUUCAAGCCCGAGUUCAAGGAGGACAUGGCACGGGACAUGACCGCGUUCGACAUACUGUCCUUCUCUCCCGGCUCCGACCUCUCCGGGCUGUUCGGCGCCGGGCCGGGCAAGGAACGGGUGUUUGUGAGCGAGCCCGCAGCCACCGUGCUAAGCCGCGUCGAGGAGGCCGGGAGGAAGGAAGGGUACGGUGUGAGGAGGGAAGGGAAGAGAGGCAACGGGCCGGUCUACGUGGAGGGGGAGAGCGGUGGCAUCGUCGCAAAAGUCAGCGUCUUCAAGCUCGCCGACACAGUGUCGGUGGUCGAGGUCGUGAAGGGCGACGGCGCCGAGGCCGCCCUGUUCUGGACGGACCGGCUCGAGCCGGCCGUGAAGCCCCCAGCAUUGAGCUGAGCUGCCGAGGGUGAAGCCGGGCACUUUGGGGGCGCCGUCGCGCUACUCCUGCCGGCGCUUGCUGGGAUUCGUUUCAGCGCGAGUGAUGUUUUACUUGUGAUUCUUUUGGUUCUUUAGCCCGUGUUCAUGUGUUUUAUGGUGCCUGUCGCACUCUGUGACUGAAGCGCACUAAGCACGAUUUCGUGCCUGGUCGCCGAAAUCAUCUGUAUAAUAAGAAGCAAGAAUCCUUGUGAUGUUGAGACAAAA
Messenger RNA from Phragmites australis (common reed), 1694 nucleotides. RefSeq names its product CBL-interacting protein kinase 29-like. The transcript has a single exon. NCBI's taxonomy places the organism in Eukaryota, Viridiplantae, Streptophyta, Magnoliopsida, Poales, Poaceae. The coding region runs from base 153 to 1448 and encodes 431 amino acids. Gene Ontology annotation, biological process: signal transduction; protein phosphorylation. Gene Ontology annotation, molecular function: protein kinase activity; ATP binding. The record is from RefSeq and is a predicted model, not a curated record.